UGUUAAAAUCGUUAUUUGGAUGCUUGACCCCGCAGAUGCAAUGACUAUGUUGCGGCAUGUAAGCGUCUUAUGAUCUGUCAGGCACCAAACAUCCUUACCAUUGCCUUAAAGCGGUUUCAGAGGGGGUGGUUCGGAAAACUUAAUAAGAAGGUGACCUUUCCAGAGACUUUAGACCUUUGUCCUUACAUGAGUAGGACAGGAGAGAGAGAUGAUUUUUACAAGCUGUAUGCGGUCAUUGUUCACAUUGACAUGCUGAAUGCAUCCUUUUUUGGACAUUACAUAUGCUAUGUCAAGGAUCUUUGUGGGCAGUGGUACAGAAUUGAUGAUUGUAAGGUUGCUUGUGUUGAUCUGGACGAGGUUCUUUCACAGGGGGCCUACAUGCUAUUAUAUAGCAGGAUUUCUGCGCGACCAACAUCCUUAUAUCAUGUUGAAAAUCCAAAGAAAGAGGAGCAGGUGGUUGCCGAAGUGGAAGAAGUUGACUGCCGCGCUACAUCAGAAUCCCUUGAAUCUUCUCUUCCAACCGGUUCAUUGUCAACAGAUGAAAGUUCUAACACAAAAACUAAUACUUCUGAUAUAGAGGAAGUACAUUUGGGGAAAAGUGUUGAAGUUGAAGUUUCUAGCGAGGAUCAAGAUAUGGUGGAUUAUGAGCCCUCUGCUGAGCCACUCAUUUGUGAUUCACAUUUGUUGAGAAGCUCAACAGGGAAUGGUCAAGUUAAUUCCUCUGACCAAGGUGAAUUGCAGUGUAAGGUUUCAUCUGUCAUGUCAAAUGGAGAGAUACCAGGAAAUACGGCAACUGCAAAUGCCAGUCCUAAGCAGCGAAGUAAUGGCAUUCAAGAUGGGUUCAACAAAUCUUGCAAGAAACCAAAGCCACUAUUCCCGCCUGGUUUUCUUCUUGACAAGCCUCCGCGGAAAGUUGUACAGGGAAAGCCUCGAUUGGAGCAGAAUGGUUUUGCUGAGCUAAACGUACAGGAUAACAAUCGCCAUCCGGCUCAUUUUGUGAAUAAUUGAUUUUGAAGGCAAGGAAAAAAAAGAGCUUAUUUCAGAACCGUCGACCUUUGACUUGGACUAUACAAAGUAUUUACCUAUCUUCAUCUCCAUCGCCUUCGUGCAUAGUUAGUGUUCCAAUUUUUUUCGAGCAUCUUCUUGGACAGGCUGAUACCACCAGAUGAUCGUUCCAAUUCUUGACGGUUUUGAAGAUUCAACUUCAGAAGAGGUUUUAAAUAAGUAGCAAAUAGGUGACUUAGAGGUUUUAUUCACCUCAUUUCUGUUUUUCUUAUUAUUUUUUCAUGGUUCCUCUAUAUAUAUAUAUUCAAGAAAUCCUGGAUGGGUUCUUUUUAGUGAUGGGAGGGCACUUUGCAGUUCUUUUAUUGAAGAUGAAAUGUGCAAGGGGCCUGCUUGUAGUAGUAGUAUUAACAAACAACGUAUGAGUCCAUUUGAGUACUUUUGAAAUAGGAGAUUUUAAGGCAAUAUAGGCAGAGUGAUUUU
Cuscuta campestris is the source of this 1485-nucleotide messenger RNA. Lineage: Eukaryota; Viridiplantae; Streptophyta; Magnoliopsida; Solanales; Convolvulaceae. The record is from the annotation of a GenBank genome assembly.